CUCUCCUCAACCCCACGUCAUUUUUCUCUCCAAACACCCAAUAUUCCAUUCUGACAUACACAACAAUUGAUCCAUCAUUGCGGCUGAAAAGGGAAAGACAAAUAAAGAAGCAGACUUUUAUUGCUCUAGCUAAGCUUAUCAUCGAGGAUUGAUACACUUCAAUCCUCGAGGGAGCUAGCAGAGAAAUUAAAAAAAUAUAUAAAAUAAAAAUAAUGGCGAAUCAUGAAGGGUUACAACCGUCCCUCACAAGACGGGCCUCCCGAAGUGCCACCACUACCUUCUCAAUGGAAGUGUUCGACAACGAAGUCGUGCCUUCCUCCCUUCAAUCGAUCGCCCCAAUUCUUCGGGUUGCCACUGAGAUCCAAAAUGAACGCCCGCGUGUCGCCUAUUUGUGUCGGUUUUAUGCUUUUGAAAAGGCACACAGAUUGGAUCCUCAUUCUAGCGGACGUGGUGUGCGUCAGUUCAAAACUAGUCUCCAUCAAAGACUUGAAAGGGAAAACGCAUCCACUCUUGCUUCGCGUGUAAAGAAGACGGAUGCUCGAGAAAUCGAAAGCUUUUACAAGCAAUACUACGAGCACUAUGUUGUGGCGCUCAACAAGGGGGAGCAAGCUGAUAGAGCCCAGCUUGGGAAAGCUUACCAGACAGCUGGUGUUCUGUUUGAAGUGCUUUGUGCUGUUAAUAAGACUGAAAAGGUCGACGAAGUUGCCCCUGAGAUCAUGGCUGCAGCUAAUGAUGUCCAGGCGAAGAAGGAAAUAUAUGCUCCCUACAAUAUUCUUCCCCUGGACUCUGCUGGGGCAAAACAGUCAAUUAUGCAGCUGGAAGAGGUGAAAGCAGCCGUGACUGCUUUGCAAAACACCCGUAGCUUGACAUGGCCGUCUUCAUUCGAGCAACAAAGGCAGAAAGCUGGGGAGCUCGACCUCCUUGAUUGGCUGAGAGCCAUGUUUGGGUUUCAGGCACGUCUUAGGGACAAUGUGAGGAACCAAAGGGAGCAUUUGAUACUGCUGCUCUCAAAUAUUCAUAUAAGGCUAAUCCCUAAGCCUGAACCACAAAACAUUAACUACAAGACAUGGUGCAAAUAUUUGGGAAGAAAGCACAGCUUAAGACUACCAAAAGGUCAGCCAGAUGUGCAGCAGAGAAAGAUACUUUAUAUGGGUCUAUAUCUUCUCAUCUGGGGUGAGGCUGCUAAUGUCCGGUUCAUGCCCGAGUGUCUAUGCUACAUUUUCCACAAUAUGGCAUAUGAGCUCCACGGACUCUUAGCUGGAAAUGUGAGCAUUGUCACGGGAGAGAACAUCAAGCCUUCUUAUGGUGGGGAUGAUGAAGCCUUCCUGCGGAAAGUCAUUACACCCAUUUAUCAAGUGAUUGAAAAGGAAUCCAAGAAAGGUAAAAAUGGGAUAGCCCCUCACACAGCCUGGUGCAACUAUGAUGAUUUAAACGAGUAUUUCUGGUCAACUGAUUGCUUCCAUUUGGGUUGGCCGAUGCGUGAUGAUGGUGAGUUUUUCAAAUCAACUCGAACUGUUACACAGGGGAAAGGUGGUUCAAAAAAAUCGGCUGGAAAGUUGGGGAAAUCAUUCUUUGCAGAAACUCGAACAUUUUGGCACAUUUUCCGGAGUUUCGAUCGUCUGUGGACUUUUCUUAUUCUUGCGCUACAGGUCAUGAUUAUCAUCGCAUGGAGUAGAGUUUCUAUAUUUGAUCUCUUCCAGAAGGACACUUUAUACGACUUGUCUAGCAUUUUUAUCACGGCAGCCUUUCUUCGUCUUCUUCAGAGUAUUUUGGACAUCGUUCUGAACUUCCCGGGCUUCCUUAGGUGGAAAUUCACUACUGUCCUAAGGAGUGUCCUCAAGAUAAUUGUCAGCCUAGCCUGGUCUAUCAUCCUUCCUAUGUGUUAUUUGGUCCAAAUCAAGUCAUCAUCAUUUUCCCAAAUCAAAGAUGUGCUCUCGUUCCUCGAUAGACUUAAGGGUGUGCCAGCUUUCUACAUUAUGGCGGUGGCUAUAUACCUGCUACCGAAUUUGUUGGCAGCUGUCUUAUUUGUUUUCCCAAUGCUGAGACGCUGGAUUGAAAAUUCAGACUGGCAUAUCAUUAGGUUUCUUCUGUGGUGGUCACAGAUAAAACCUCUGGUCCAGCCCACUCACGACAUCAUGAACAUUCACCAUGUUGAUUAUGCUUGGCACGAAUUCUUCCCUAAUGCUAGACACAACUAUGGAGCUGUUGUUGCAUUGUGGGCACCAGUUAUUAUGGUUUACUUCUUGGACCUUCAGAUUUGGUAUUCUAUAAUCUCCACCUUGUAUGGAGGUUUUAUUGGUGCCUAUGAUCGUCUUGGCGAGAUUCGAACUCUUGGAAUGCUAAGGGAGAUGGAUCUGCUUCUUGUCCCUUACUCGUGCGAUCCUAGCCUAAAAAUAAUCCAAUGGCCCCCUUUUCUGCUUGCUAACAAGAUUCCGAUAGCGUUGGAUAUGGCUGUUCAAUUUCGGUCCAAGGAUGCUGACCUCUGGAAACGAAUAUGUGCUGAUGAGUAUAUGAAGUGUGUUGUAACAGAAUGCUAUGAGUCAUUUAAACAUGUUUUGAAUGCCUUGAUAAUCCGCGAGGCUGAGAAACGGGUCAUCGGAACCAUCAUUAAGGAAAUAGAAAGUAACAUGUCAAAGGGCACACUCCUUGCAAAUUUCAGAAUGAAGCACUUACCUGAUCUUUUCAAGAAAUUUGUAGAGCUUGUGGAGAUAUUGAAAGAUGGUGAUCCAUCUAAGAAAGAUAGGGUUGUUUUGCUGAUGCAAGAUAUGUUAGAAGUCGUUACCCGUGACAUGAUGGUGAAUGAGAUUCGUGAACUUGCUGAGCUUGGUCAAGGUAGUAAGGAUUGUGGAAAUCAACUUUUUGCUAGUAUUAGCUUCCCUCCCCCAAAUACAGCCCAAUGGGAAGAGCAGAUACGACGCCUCUAUCUACUUCUUACUGUUAAAGAAUCCGCAAUCGAUGUCCCAACGAACCUUGAAGCACGUAGGAGGAUAGCAUUCUUCUCCAAUUCACUCUUCAUGGAUAUGCCACGUGCACCUCGAGUUCGCAAAAUGCUAUCAUUCAGUGUAAUGACCCCAUACUACAGCGAGGAGACUGUCUACUCCAAAAGUGACCUAGAAAUGGAGAAUGAAGAUGGUGUGUCUAUCUUAUAUUACCUUCAAAAGAUAUUCCCAGACGAGUGGAACAACUUCAUGGAGCGCCUGAACUGCAAAGAAUCUGAAAUUUGGGAAAAUGAAGAGAAUAUACUGCAACUACGCCAUUGGGCAUCCUUGAGAGGGCAGACCCUUUGCAGAACAGUCAGAGGCAUGAUGUAUUACCGAAGGGCUUUGAAGCUUCAGGCUUUUCUUGACAUGGCAACUGAAGAUGAGAUACUUGAAGGCUACAAAACUAUUACAGAACCAUCAGCAGAAGAUAAGAAGAGUCAGAGAUCCAUGUAUACUCAAUUAGAGGCUGUGGCUGACAUGAAAUUCACAUAUGUCGCCACCUGUCAAAACUAUGGGAACCAGAAACGAAGUGGAGAUCGUCGUGCAACAGACAUUUUAAAUCUGAUGGUUAAUAAUCCAUCUCUCCGAGUGGCGUAUAUAGAUGAAGUCGAGGAAAGGGAAGGUGGGAAAAAUCAGAAGGUCUAUUACUCUGUAUUGGUAAAAGCUGUUGAUAAUCUUGAUCAGGAAAUCUACCGAAUAAAGCUGCCUGGGUCAGCAAAGAUAGGUGAAGGGAAGCCGGAAAACCAAAACCACGCUAUUAUCUUCACACGUGGGGAAGCUCUUCAGACCAUAGACAUGAACCAGGACAACUAUUUGGAGGAAGCUUUUAAGAUGCGCAACCUACUUGAGGAAUUUAAUGAAGAUCAUGGGGUGCGUCCACCUACGAUCCUGGGUGUUCGCGAGAAUAUUUUCACUGGAAGCGUGUCAUCGUUGGCUUGGUUUAUGUCAAAUCAAGAAACAAGCUUUGUUACCAUUGGCCAGAGAGUUCUUGCAAGGCCUCUGAAGGUGAGAUUCCACUAUGGACAUCCGGAUGUUUUUGACAGAAUCUUCCAUAUGACACGUGGAGGCAUCAGCAAAGCUUCACGGGGAAUCAAUCUUAGUGAGGAUAUUUUCGCUGGUUUUAAUACAACACUAAGACGUGGAAAUGUUACUCACCAUGAAUAUAUUCAAGUUGGGAAGGGACGAGAUGUGGGUCUCAACCAGAUCUCACUUUUCGAGGCCAAAGUUGCAUGUGGUAAUGGAGAACAGACACUCAGUCGUGAUAUCUACAGAUUGGGACACCGUUUUGACUUCUUCCGCAUGCUGUCAUGUUACUACACAACCAUAGGGUUCUACAUCAGCUCAAUGCUCUACCUCAUCUUGAGCGGGCUCGAGAAGACCAUUGUCCGGUUCGCGAGGUCCAAGGGAGAUGAUGCCCUAAAUGUAGUCAUGGCCUCUCAAUCGAUAGUCCAGCUCGGCUUCCUCAUGGCCCUCCCCAUGGUCAUGGAGAUCGGCCUCGAGCGAGGCUUUCGCACAGCCGCCGGUGACAUCAUCAUCAUGCAGCUCCAGCUGGCAUCUGUCUUCUUCACCUUCUCCCUCGGAACCAAGCUCCACUACUUCGGCCGCACCAUACUCCAUGGUGGGGCCAAGUACCGGGCCACGGGCCGCGGCUUUGUUGUCAGGCAUGAAAAGUUUGCCGAGAACUACAGGAUGUACUCGAGGAGCCACUUCACCAAGGCGCUUGAGCUCAUGGUCUUGCUCGUGGUCUACCAGGCGUACGGGUCCGCGGCAGAAGGCAGGGCUUAUUUGUUUGUGACGUUUUCGAUGUGGUUCCUUGUGGUCUCGUGGCUGUUUGCACCCUUUUUGUUUAACCCGUCAGGGUUCGAGUGGCAGAAGAUAGUAGACGACUUUGAUGACUGGGCCAAGUGGAUGAACAGUAAAGGGGGGAUUGGUGUGCCGGCUACCAAGAGCUGGGAGUCGUGGUGGGCGGAGGAGCAGGAGCAUCUUCAGUACACAGGAUUUGUUGGAAGGUUCUGGGAGAUUCUACUCUCUCUUAGGUUCUUUGUGUACCAGUAUGGGAUCGUUUAUCAGCUGCAUGCUGCCCAGAAUGACAAAAGCAUUGUGGUAUAUGGUUUGUCUUGGCUGGUCAUUGUUGCUAUGGUAAUCAUUUUGAAGGUUGUGUCCAUGGGAAGGCAGAAGUUCAGUGCUGAUUUCCAGUUGCUUUUUAGGCUUCUGAAGCUAUUCCUUUUCAUCGCCUUUAUUGUCGUACUAUUCGUCUCCAUAAAAUUCCUCGAGCUCACUGCAGGCGACAUUUUCGCCUGCUUAUUAGGCUUCUUGCCAACUGGAUGGGCUCUUCUGCAGGGCCUGGGAGCAUGGGGAUCUGUGAAAGCACUGGCAAGAGGUUAUGAGUACUUAAUGGGUUUGACCAUAUUUGCUCCAGUUGCAAUUUUGGCCUGGUUCCCGUUUGUGUCCGAGUUCCAGACAAGGCUGCUUUUCAACCAGGCUUUCAGCAGAGGUUUGCAGAUUCAACGUAUUCUGGCCGGUGGAAAGAAAAAC
This is a messenger RNA of Striga asiatica, 5516 nucleotides long. NCBI's taxonomy places the organism in Eukaryota, Viridiplantae, Streptophyta, Magnoliopsida, Lamiales, Orobanchaceae. The record is from the annotation of a GenBank genome assembly.